Oppiella nova is the source of this 1395-nucleotide messenger RNA. Lineage: Eukaryota; Metazoa; Arthropoda; Arachnida; Sarcoptiformes; Oppiidae. The record is from the annotation of a GenBank genome assembly.
GUGUUUUACACACAAACCGCAAACCAUUGUCGCAUAAAAAGUCUUUUCAAACGGUUGUGUCAUUCAUUUAGUCCUCAAGAAGUCUUCUAACACACCACGGAUUAGAUGUUACCACGUGGAGGUCGGAGAGGAAGUCGUGGUCGUGAUGGCGGUGACCAACAAGCGCCCAGAGGUGGAGGCACCGGGAGGUCGAGCACUGGUGGUGGUGGCGGUGACCGUCUAACGCACGGCAUGUCCUCCCUGUCCAUCGGAGGUGUGGUCACCAGUCGCGGCACUCAGGGAACGCCCAUCGAGUUGAUCACCAAUCACUACCGGAUCCAAGGGCUCGAAGGAAUCACGUGUUUGUUAUACGAGAUAAACAUACAACUGGUCCGACGGGACGGGAGAGGAUCGUUAGCCAUGACGGCCGCACCGGCAGCUCCUGGUGUGGACGGCCGGCGGCUACGCAACGACCGAAAGGCCGACAACCGUCGGAUCGUGGAUCAGAUGACCCGCGAGUGGCCCGAAGUCUUCGCGAACCGUUUGUACGCUUUCGACGGCCAGCAGUAUAUGUAUUGCGGCCGCGAGUUAGCCCUCCCUCCCAAUGGGGAACAACAUCCCCGACGGGUGACCAUCGCGUUGGACGGACAGCCGGAGCAGACGUUUGAGGUGCGGAUCAAAUUCACGAAACCCAUCGCUUUCAACGUAAUCAACGGCUACUUCGCCGGUAAGAACCGCGCGCCUAGUGAUGAGGACUUCCGCGAAGCCAUUCAAGCGCUGGAGAUUGUGCUCCGGUAUGUGUCGGACAGGACACGAGUGCCCGUCGGACGCAAUCUCUACGAACCGGACCGUCGGAUGGCGAUCGUCGGCACCAACGCUGAGAUAGCGUUCGGACACUACCAGUCCCUUCACGUCACCCAACAGGGGCUGACAUUCAUUGUGGACAGGACUGCGACGCUAUUCCUGAGCGCCGGUAGUUUGGCUCAGUUUCUCCAAAAGGAGAUGAAUAUCGGGGACAUUGGGCGCCAACCCUUUACUCAACAACUGAUCGAUGCGAUCAACAAAAAGAUAAAAGGCCUUAAGAUAUUCACCAAUCAUUUGCCGUAUAAGAGGUCUUACGUGAUAGAGUCGAUGAUUGUUAAGAAACCCGGAGAAUACACGUUUCCCGACCAGAAGGGGGACGUCGUGUCAGUGGAACAGUAUUUCCGCGAUCACUAUCAAAGACCGCUGAGAUUACUGAACGUUCCGCUGAUUAAGACCCGGGGCUCCGGCAAUACGCACCUACCGGUCGAGGUGUGCAGUCUGUACGAGAAUCAGCCGAUGCCUCGAAAGCUGGUCACCGCUAACAUGACCCGCGAUAUCGUGAAGCAGUCCAACAGUCAGACUCCGACCCAACGUUUCGCGCAAAUACAGCAA